This is a messenger RNA of Loa loa (African eye worm), 351 nucleotides long. RefSeq lists its product as hypothetical. The coding region runs from base 1 to 351 and encodes 116 amino acids. The transcript has 2 exons. Lineage: Eukaryota; Metazoa; Nematoda; Chromadorea; Rhabditida; Onchocercidae. The record is from RefSeq and is a predicted model, not a curated record.
AUGAAUGUGUAUCGAGUACAUAUACGUCCGUUCACAAACAUACAGUCACGCCACGUACACAUGCGUCACUUAGAUGGAUGUAAAGUACACGUACGCCGCGCAUACCUGCGUCAUAUACAUGUUGCAAGAACGUGUCACAAACGCGUACGUCACAUGCAUGUGCGUCAAAUACAAGUACUUCACGUGCAGUGUGUCACAUACCCUACAUCACAAAUGGAUUAUCGAAAACUAACAGCAGAUGAAAGUAACGAAUACAAAAUGCCAGCUGACAAAAUCGAAGAAACAUAUUUCACCAAUGAGCUGGAAACCAAUGACCGGUUUCUUCCUCACAGAGAAUUCGAACAAAAAUAA